AUGGUGAUCAGCUUCGACUCACAUUCGGUUACGCUUUUUGCGCUCUUCUGCGUCCUCGGGUCUCAGGGAUCAGGCUUCCCAGAGGUGGACGACGACCCUAGUUCAAGCAGUCCGCGAAAUAAUGAUGCUCUCUUCACGAGUGUGUUCAGCAGGAUGCUGAGCCAGAUGUCCGCCAAGGAAUUCCUGGAAUCCCUGAUCGGGAACACAGCUAGAACACGGCGACACAUUGAUGGUCUCUUCACAAGCGAGUACAGCAAGAUGCUGGGCCAGUUGUCCGCCAGGGCAUACCUGGAAUCCCUGAUCGGAAACGAACCAAUAUCAGCGCGACACACUGAUGGUCUCUUCACGAGCGAGUACAGCAAGAUGCUGGGCCAGUUGUCCACCAGGGCAUUCCUGGAAUCCCUGAUCGGGGGGUAUGAAGCCACCAGGAUGAAUGCCAGGGGUUUGGGGAGGGGUGUGGUUAGGAGUGAUCAUGUGCGAUAG
Messenger RNA from Amblyraja radiata (thorny skate), 483 nucleotides. Its product is annotated as VIP peptides-like. Gene Ontology annotation, molecular function: peptide hormone receptor binding; neuropeptide hormone activity. The transcript is spliced from 4 exons. Gene Ontology annotation, biological process: regulation of protein localization; adenylate cyclase-activating G protein-coupled receptor signaling pathway; epinephrine secretion. Gene Ontology annotation, cellular component: neuron projection; extracellular region. The record is from RefSeq and is a predicted model, not a curated record. The coding region runs from base 1 to 483 and encodes 160 amino acids. NCBI's taxonomy places the organism in Eukaryota, Metazoa, Chordata, Chondrichthyes, Rajiformes, Rajidae.